This is a messenger RNA of Labeo rohita (rohu), 432 nucleotides long. RefSeq names its product transmembrane protein 100-like. NCBI's taxonomy places the organism in Eukaryota, Metazoa, Chordata, Actinopteri, Cypriniformes, Cyprinidae. The transcript has a single exon. The coding region runs from base 1 to 432 and encodes 143 amino acids. The record is from RefSeq and is a predicted model, not a curated record.
AUGGCAACACCCGUGAACCCUUCAGCUGAUUCAAACCCCACCCAAAUAGUGAAAUAUGAUCCAAAGUCUGAAACUGUGAAGUUACUAAAUGGAUUGGUUUCUGUGGCAGGUGUCACAGUGGUGACGGGGGGAGCAGAGCUGUCCUGUGGCUCCUGUAUGUUGGCCUUUGGGGUUUGGGGCACUCUGGUUGGUUUGAGUGUUGUGUUGGUGGGUUUGUGGGAUCAUCUGGAGUACAAGAACAGUGGUCUGUCACACCUUCUGGCUCUUGGAUUGGUACUGCUACUCAGCAGUUUGGGUCUGAUGGCUGUGACCUUCACCAUCCAUUUCUUAAUGAAAAAGAGAAGAAUGAAGGCCAGGAGAGAGAGGGCAGAAGCAAAUCUAGUGUUAGUUAAUGAGUAUGCAGACGUUAUUUUAAAAAGAGUCACGGUGUAA